This is a messenger RNA of Vigna umbellata (rice bean), 578 nucleotides long. Its product is annotated as early nodulin-93-like. Lineage: Eukaryota; Viridiplantae; Streptophyta; Magnoliopsida; Fabales; Fabaceae. The record is from RefSeq and is a predicted model, not a curated record.
AAACAUACUUCACUUAUUCAUCUGUAAAAUAAGUUUUGUCCAACCAAAUUUUGGAAGAUGGCCAAGAGAAAUGUUGCUGCUAAUUCUUUUGAAAGGACAAGCUUGGCUUCCCUGGAUCAAAAGUUGGCCUUGGCCAAGCGCUGUUCUCACGAGGGUGUGAUGGCAGGAGCCAAGGCAGCUGUUGUUGCUACUAUUGCCACUGCCAUCUCAACUCUGGCUAGUGUGAAGAUGCUACCUUGGGCAAAAGCAAAUCUCAAUCACAGUGCUCAAGCUCUCAUAAUUUCCACAGUGGCUGGAGCAGCUUAUUUCAUCGUAGCAGACAAGACCGUUUUGGCAACUGCAAGAAAGAACUCCUUCAGCCCACCCUCCAACCCAUGAAUUCCAAAUCUGACAACUUUGGAUAUGUGGAGUUUAGCUGCAUUACAUUGAACUAUCUUAGCUUCAACCCAAUGAACGAACUCGUCAUGUAUAUGCAUUUCAAAUAAAGAAAGAUUUGCAUUUCCAUGUAUAGUGAGAGAUCAAAUAUUUUUCGAUUAUCAGUUAUGUGAAUGCAAAUCGUUGGCAUUUCUUGUACCCAA